UCGUCUGCCUGACUCUCUUCGGGGAGGGUGGGACUAAUCCGACAGUCACAGACGCCCCCGGCUGCCCCACCGCAAAUCCGCAUCAGCAUCGCCCCGGUUUUCCGCUCUGACUUUUCUUCGGCAUAGACCGGUGUGUAAUGGAAUCAGAUGGGAAAGCCUUGAGAAAGAAAUUUGAAGAAAAGACUAGAAAUGGCGAGUAAUCAUAAACCUCCUACAGCACGUCCUUCUUCACGAAUAGGCCUGAGUGCCAGGCCACCUUCAUCCUCAUUACGACCUCCAUCCGCAGCAUUACUUGGUGGAGGGAUGCCCCCAGGUACAUCCAGGCCCGGUACACGUGGUGGAUCCAUAGGAACUGGUGUGGUUUUGUCCUCUCAGAUUAAAGUUGCAGACCGUCCAGUGACACAGCAAGGACUGAGUGGAAUGAAAACAGGAAUGAAAGGUCCACAGAGACAAAUUAUGGAUAAAUCCUAUUACCUUGGAGUGCUUAGAGGCAAAAUAAACGAGCUUACCGCAGAAAUCAAUAAGCUUCAGAAAGAAGUUGAUAUGUAUAACCAGGAGAAUUCUGUCUAUCUGUCCUAUGAAAAAAGAGCAGAAUCUUUAGCUAGUGAAAUCAAAGAAUUUCAAGGACAGUUGGCAGACUACAAUAUGUUGGUAGAUAAACUUAACACAAAUACUGAUAUGGAGGAAGUAAUGAGUGACUAUAAUCUGUUAAAAGCUCAAAAUGACCGUGAAGCUCAGAGCAUAGACAUUAUUUUUACAGAAAGACAGAGCAAAGAAAAACUAAUUCAAGCUGUGGAAGAUGACAUCCGGCAGGAAAAACAAGCGGCAGAAAAUAUAAUAAAAAAUAUGUCGGAAGAAGAUCAAACCAAGUACAUAGAAAUGAAAAUGGCAAAUGAAAAGCUCUUGCAGGAAUUGUCUUCUUUACAACAAGAAAUGGAUGCUGUGAAUAUGAAAGAACAAGCUCUGGAAGCAGAAAUUACCCACUCUCAAAUUAAACAAGAGGCCUUACAGCUGUAUGAAAAGCUCCAUGGUCUUGAGGAACAUCGAGAUCAAAUGAUUGCAGAGGACAAGAACAUGGGAUCUCCGCAGGAGGAAAGAGAAAGACUAUUAAAACAGGUGAAGGAAGACAAUCAAGAAAUAGCAAGCAUGGAGAGGCAGCUAACAGAGAUAAAAGAAAAGAUCAACCAUCUCAAUGAAGGAAUCCGGCAGCUUGACAUGGAUUUAGAGGAACACCAAGGUGAAAAAAAUCUGAAAUAUAAAGAAUUGAAGAAGAGAGAGGAAAGCAUGGAUAACUUUCUCGAAUCUUUUGAAGAGACAAAGAACCAGGAACUGGAACGGAAAUCAGAGAUAGAGGCCAAUAUUGUGGCACUUUUAGAGCAUUCAAGUCGGAAUGUAAGUCGUAUGAAGCAGAUAUCUUCUGUAACAAAUCAAGAAUUGAAGAUCAUGCAGGAAGAUCUCACUUUCAAAUCAAGUGAAAUGCAAAAAUCACAGAGUACAGCUAAAAAUCUGGGUACAGAUAGUCAGAGACUCCAAAUGGACCUCCAGAAGAUGGGAUUAUUGGAGGGAAAGAUGGUUGAUGAACUAAGUUCACUCAAAGAAAAAAUUGAACAGAUGACCAAGGACCUGGAAGUAUAUAACAAUCUGCCUGCUCUGAAAACAGCAGGAGAAGAAAAGAAAAAGAAACUGCAAGAAGAGAAAGAAAGAUUGACCAAACAUCGGGAUGCAUUCAAGAAAAUUAUGGAACAUUUGAAUAGAGAAUAUGAAGGCCUAAAGUUGCAGCUCCAGGAGAAUGAAACACAUGCACAGCUUACAAAUCUGGAACGGAAGUGGCAACACCAUGAACAAAAUAAUUUUGUUAUGAAAGAAUUUAUAGCUACAAAAAGCCAAGAAAGUGACUACCGGCCCAUAAUGAACGAUGUCAUGAAGGAAGUUGAAGAAUAUAACAAAACUAUAAUAGAAGCUUUACAGAGCAGCAAGAAUUGAUCCUAGAUCUGCCUAUCCUGGAUGGACCAAAUUAAGGAUUUACAUACAGUUAUUUUGAAGAAUGUUGACAUUUGAAGGCUCUCCAGUUCACGUUAGUAUAACCUGUGUGCCUUUUUUUCCCGUAUUCUAGGGAGUAUGAUAGACCCAUGCCAGGGACAUUUGUUUGUUUUCCUUUGAAUUAAUUCUGUAUUGUAAAACAAUUGUUCAAUUAAUAUUCUUUAAUUUAUAUUUGUUUUGCUUUGUUAAAUAAGCAAUAUAGUUUGAUUUACAUCAUUUUACAAAACAGUGUGAUGGUAAGUACACUGUAGUGCUUAAGUUUCUUCUUAAAGUUGUAACUGCAAAAGCAGAAAAUGUUAUUAUUCUAUAUUUCUAUUUAUCUUGAUAUAUCAGAAUUGUUCUACAUUGAAUUGUGUUUAAGAAGCAUAAGGAUAUUAAAAUAAAGAAAUUUAAAAAGUGA
This is a messenger RNA of Pantherophis guttatus, 2440 nucleotides long. RefSeq names its product intraflagellar transport 74 (gene IFT74). Gene Ontology annotation, biological process: cilium assembly; intraciliary transport involved in cilium assembly. The record is from RefSeq and is a predicted model, not a curated record. Gene Ontology annotation, molecular function: beta-tubulin binding. Lineage: Eukaryota; Metazoa; Chordata; Lepidosauria; Squamata; Colubridae. Gene Ontology annotation, cellular component: intraciliary transport particle B; cilium.